Molecule: messenger RNA, 2334 nt
Organism: Laccaria bicolor S238N-H82
Lineage: Eukaryota; Fungi; Basidiomycota; Agaricomycetes; Agaricales; Hydnangiaceae
Exons: 11
Coding region: 1-2334 (777 amino acids)
Source: RefSeq, a predicted model, not a curated record
AUGUCAACUUUCAACACGUCGCCAUGUCAAAUUUCAAUGCGUCGUCAGGACGAACCUCUGGGACUUUACUCUGCACAUGAAUUGGGAAUGCAGAGCACGUCCAAUACGAAGCGAGGCCCUUCUGGAGUUGCUGCACUAACAGCUCCCAUCUUCACGCCCUUGGAUAUAAAGACUUUAUUUGCCCCUCUCCAUCAAAGCCAAAUAUGGGCUCAUGCCCUUCGAGUCAGAGGUACCGAAGACCGCAAUGCCCAGAUUGCCAAUGGUGGAGAGCCUGCUCCCCCCGCUGAUCAUGGGGGAGCUGACUGUGUCCUCAUGCAGCCUAGCAAAACCCGUUCUCGAAUGGAGACAGCUGGGGUUACAGCAAGAGUUGAACAGUCGCUUUUGGAAUCUAGUGCUGCGUCGGCACCCACUGUCGCUGUGCCAAUUGCAACAAGGAAAACCGCUCCCACUGCGCAAACCACGGUGACCACCGCUCCCGGUGCACUGGACCCUGUGGUGACCAUGAUUCCUGAACCAGCAUCAGCUACCAAAGAUGACCCUCCCCCUCGGGUGACACUCUUAUCCUUGGCCGAUUUCGACAACGAUGAGAUCGAAGCAAUGAAUCAAGAACUGGAAUCACGCGAUACAGCCUACCGCUUCUCCUAUCUAGAGGGCAGGUACAGGCAAUACCAUGGUCGUCGCCCUGUGAAGGGGCCGCGCAGUCCAGCGGAUGACUGCACUAUGAUGCAGGAUGACGAAACUCUCUGCUGGGUCCCCAUUCCGGCUGGAUAUACAGCUCCACACACCCCAGAAGAUUACAUCGAGGCGGUCAAUGACUUUUGCAAACAAGAUCAUCAAUGUGUGGCUUAUGCCCACCCUGAGGCUCGCAAGGCUUUCAAUGAACUCAACCUCUCCCGCCAUCCUGGUGACCCCGAGAUUGAGCUUGAGUUCCUUUACAAUAUAUCAAAAGAGGAAGAAGCAGCGCUGGUUGCAGGGCUCGAGCAAGAUGAAGCCGCCUACAAGUUUAAAAGACCAUGGGAGGAGGGCUUUAUUCGGUACACUGCCCCUCACGACCCUCAAGAUUAUAUUGAUGCCCUAAACUGGGAGAUUGCAGAGGCUGAAACAACUCGCCGUGCUGAGCUCGCCAGUGCCGCUCAAAGGGCUAAGUGCAGGGGAGGUGAGGACUGGGAAGCCCCCGAUCCUAUGAUAGAAAGUGACUUGAGUGGCUCAGACUAUGAAGAAACUUGGCGCGACAAGGAGACAGAGAGGGCUCGGCUCAGGUCAAGGGGAAAGCCUGCAACGGACAUGGAGGAGGAGGAUGAAGAAGAAGAUCGCGAGAUGCAGCGCGAAUUGCAGGAAGAGAUGAAUUCGAAGGCAUCUGGAUGUUCCAAAGGUCUCGCGGCAGCUCAAAGUAAGAGGACCAGCUCUGACAACAAAAAAACUUCACCGAAUCCAACCAUUUCACCACCAGCCGGUAUCUCUUGGGAUGCACUGAAGGCUUCCCUGUCGCCCUCUGAACUCGAUGCCUCUGCAGUGUUGAGAAGUUUCAACCUCAACUUGAUGCCAGAGGAGCUAAUUCCCAAGGUCGACACUGUUUCAUCUCAGAAGCCUUCUCUCAUGGAGAGUGCGCUGUAUCGAUUGUUCGGCAGGAUUGUAUGGCAAUACGCAGCUUGUCUCAGCCACCUCAAUAGCCGUUCUCCUGAUUUUGUAAUGGAAAAGGCUAAUUUAUUACAGAAAGAGAAGAGGGCCCCCAAUCGUUACAAUGUAUUCAAGACUUUUGCUAGCAGGUCCAAGCCUGACGACGAUGAUCAUGAGGGCUUGCAGACAUGGAACAAAAACCUCAAUGAGGAGUAUAGGAAACUCAUGGAAGGUGCAGACACGAGUGAGGAGAAGGACGAGCGAAUGGCGGAAGCAUUCAAAUUUGUUAAGGAGCAAAUUGCUGAUGAGGGUACCAGUAUUCGCGAUGCAUCUUUGCGCUUUGCGGAGCACCUCAAAACAAUUACAGACAUGAUCACGACCAUCAAACGGCGUGAUCAUUCCUUCGACGUCGCUGGCAUACUUGUCUACAGCGGCAAGAAUCGCACUGCGCGAAACAAGUCCGGGCUCUUUAUGAGCUCUCCUGAACUUCGAGAGCUCUGCAGCAACGAGCAGUGGCCGAUCAGCACGAUCACGGACAUCUUCGUUACUAAAGUCAGGGUGAUGCAUGCCGACCGAAUGAUCAAACAACAUAUGGCAGGAUCCUAUACUGAUGGAGCGUCCACUGAGCCAUCAACGACACCCUCGCAGCUGUGUCAGCCAAGUGCCAGCUCAUCCGCAAGGCUCGCUCCGAAGGUAUUGCUAUUUUACAUUGGAUAA